Molecule: messenger RNA, 522 nt
Organism: Anisakis simplex (herring worm)
Lineage: Eukaryota; Metazoa; Nematoda; Chromadorea; Rhabditida; Anisakidae
Source: the annotation of a GenBank genome assembly
AUGAAUUGUUUCGGUAGAAGUGUUUUGUGCAUUCCGCUUGCACGAAGCGGAAUACCCUGCAUUCGUUGUGCUCACUGUCGAUCACCGCAACUUUCGUCUGCAAGACAUCAUUCACAUUCAGCCGACCAAAGUACAUCAGCGGCCAAUGAGUAUUUGGUUCGUGCUGCGACAACACCGCAAAUACCUUCCACCCUCAAACAACUAGUAUCAGUUCUUAUCGAUGGUACCAUUCUGCAUGAACCGGGACGAUUCGUCAUAUUGAACAAACCGUUUGGCGUUUCUUGUGUUGGUUAUAAGCAGAAAAAUGGAGGUGUUUUCGGCGAAUCACGUUUUGAUCGAAGGCAUCCGAAUGACGAUGAAGAGAAUGACGAUGAGAAUGUCAAUGAGGAUGCGCCUUCGUUCCCAACCAUUGAGAUGGCUUUACCGUUUUUGGCCGAACGAUUCGGUGAACCGAAUUUAUCGUUUUGCACUGGAUUGAAGAGGUUUUCGCCAUCAAUUUUGAUUCUUUUCUUACGAAUUUGA